Molecule: messenger RNA, 746 nt
Organism: Tarenaya hassleriana
Lineage: Eukaryota; Viridiplantae; Streptophyta; Magnoliopsida; Brassicales; Cleomaceae
Exons: 1
Coding region: 146-553 (135 amino acids)
Source: RefSeq, a predicted model, not a curated record
AUUCACUCUCUUCUUAUCCCCUUCCUCCGAGCCCUAUAUAUGCACUCUCCUCCUCCUAAACGCCACAGACGUCAAUCGCAGUCGCAAGACGCAGAGUGAGCCGAUCGCGAUCCCUCGCCAAACAGCCCCCCAAGCGUAAUCAACGAUGCAGACGGUGUCGGUGUACGAGAACAAGAACACGGUGGUGCUGAAGGCGGAGCACCGGGGCGAGGAUGGCGCGAAACGGAUCGAGAGAUUCGAAUUGAAGACUCGGAAUCCAGAGACGAUCAAGCACAUGGAGCGUAAGCUGAUGGAUCAAGGUGUCCAGCGAAUGGAGCGUCACCCGGUGGACGGAAUCCCACUGAAGCGGCCGCCACCGAAGUCCGGCCACGGCGGCAAGUUCACGUGGGAGGGUCCCGGCGGCGUCGCCGACUACGAGCUUUAUCCUGAUCCGCCGGCGAUGGACAAGGGAGAUCCGAACUACUACGACGAGGAGGAGGAGGUGACGGCGAAGAGAGUCGGAGGUGAUGACGUGGCAGCGGAGCGUGUGAGAUGUGGGGUUGAUCGUGUGUGAUUGUGAAGGAAAGGGGCACGAGUUGAAGAUAGGAGGAAAAUGUGGGGUGGGAUUUUAAUUUAUGGUUUUGUGCUUUGAAUGUGUUUUCUAUGAAAUGAGGGGCAUUGGUUGUAAAUUUGAAUAAUCAAUGUUUUAAAUGUAAUGCGACUCUUUUUUUUUUGUAAAUAAAUCCUUAAAAAAAGACAAUUUGUUA